Molecule: messenger RNA, 2528 nt
Organism: Spirodela intermedia
Lineage: Eukaryota; Viridiplantae; Streptophyta; Magnoliopsida; Alismatales; Araceae
Source: the annotation of a GenBank genome assembly
AUGAGGGGGCGGGGAGAGAGGACGAUUUCUGCUCCGUGGAUCUUCGUCCUGUGCACCUCCAGCUUCCUCCUCGGCGUGCUCCUCACAGGCAGGUAGGUUGGAGGGGGGGAGGGGGAUCGUCUCUCUUUGCCGGAGUUUUCCUGCUUCCCCCUGGUGUUUCAUCUCUGAUCGAUCGUCAUCGUUGGGUUGAUGCAUUGGCUCCCCAGACUCCACCGAGACGUCUCGGAGUCGAGCGGGCAGAUCAUCCUGCGGCGGCGGCGGCAGGACCAGGAGCUCCGGCUUAUCUCAGAAGAUCUUGCCGUCGGGAAGGUUAGCCUCUCGAACCAGUAUUUUCCAAUGGAAGGAGGAAGAAGGGAAAGACUGCUGCGCGCUCAUUCUGAUCUCGGAAUUGUCUUCUCCGAAACCUGCACCAGAUGCGUACUCCGGCGAGGGACAUCAUGGGGGAGGUAUCCAAGACCCACGAGGCCAUCCAGUAAGUGGGAACUGCCCACAACUGCCGCAGUCUCUGGUUUGGUGGGGAAUUCGUCUGUGAUUUGACAAUGCCGGGUGGGUUUCAGAUCUUUGGACAAGACGAUGUCCACUCUGCAGAUGGAGCUAGCAGCUUCUCGGAGCUUGCAUGGGUCGGCCGUGGAGGGCUCCGUCGCCAUUGUAGGGCCGGGUCAGGAGAGGAAGAAGGCCUUCGUCGUGAUCGGCAUCACCACUGCGUUUAGCAGCAGGAAGCGGAGGGAUUCCCUUAGGGAGACCUGGAUGCCGCAAGGUAUUCAUCUCAGAAUAUCGGGAUUGAAACUGACAUCAAUUACUGCCUCGGUGUGGACAUUUCUUAUAAUUCAUGAGCUUUGUUAUGAUUAUUAUUAUUAUUAUUAUUAUAAUUUUGCCUUCUCGAGUUAUGGAUUUCAAUAUCUCCCCAUCCUGUAAUGGAUUGUGAUCUCAUCCUUGUAAUAAAUAAAUCAAGAUCGCAGUUGUUGAAUUCCCAUGUUUGAUCAGCUUGAGCAGGUGGUCAGUCUGCAUGAGGAUCCUUCCAACUGUCUGCAUGAGAAUUAUGAUCUCAGAUUUUCUCUGAUAGCUUUUUUAUUUUAUUUGUUAAAUUAGGAGAAAAACUCAAGCAACUAGAACAUGAGAAGGGCAUCGUGGUCCGAUUCAUGAUCGGACACAGGUAAUUACAUUCGUCUCAUCCACAUUCUACUAUCAGUGCUUCCCCCCCUGCGUCAGAACACAACUCACAAAUGCAUGCACAGAUCAAUGGAUAUAAAUUAAUAAUUAUACUCUGUCUUCAUUAUUUUCUUCUGAUUUGGAGAUAUAUCAUGAUAUUUAUGGCGAGCAACGAUUUCAGGAAGCUGACAGCAUUCGUCUGAUGCAGUUCCACCUCGAACAGCAUCUUGGAUCAGAAUAUUGACUCUGAAGAGGCGCAGUAUAACGACUUCCUUAGGCUGGUAUCAUAUGGCGCCAUCUUCCCCCACUCCCCACUUUUUUUUUAUUUUAAAUCUAACUGACACAAAUUCCCUUCUUGGAGCUCGUUAUUUAUUUAUUUAUUUAUUUUCAGGAUCAUGUUGAAGGUUACCACGAGCUCUCUGCAAAAACCCAGAUAUUCUUUUCGACCGCAGUCGCCAUGUGGGACGCUGAGUUCUUCGUGAAGGUGGACGAUGACGUCCAUCUCAACCUAGGUCAGACCACUCAGUAAUUCACCAUUUUUCUGCCAUCUCCCCCCUCUCUCUCUCUCUCUCUCUCUCUCUCUCUCAGGACACUCCUCUAACACCUAUCGGACAAGACUCAGGAAUGCUGGCCGCCACCCUCGCCCGGCACAGAUGGAAGCCCAGGACCUACAUCGGCUGCAUGAAGUCCGGGCCAGUUCUCUCUAGAAAGUAAGCACCUCCUCCGGGGCUCUUCUCCAUCCUCUCGGUCAACCCUCUUUUCCCAGCUAUAAUUAGCAAUCCCACUUGAGAAUCUCUGUCUGGGCGGCGGCGCAGGGACGUGAAGUACCAUGAGCCGGAGUACUGGAAGUUCGGCGAGGAGGGGAACAACUACUUCCGGCAUGCAACCGGGCAGAUCUACGCCAUCUCCAAGGAUCUCGCCACCUACAUAUCGAUCCACAAGUAGUAAAAUUUCUCCUCCCCGCCAAAGUUUCUGCUCAUGAACCGAUCACUCAGUGGGGUGGCGGCGCUGCCGCUUCAUUAUCAGGCCGAUACUGCACCGGUACGCCAACGAGGACGUCUCCCUCGGCGCCUGGUUCAUCGGGCUCGACGUGGAGCACGUCGACGAGCACAGCAUGUGUUGUGGAACCCCACCGGGUAGGGAAUAUCUGGACAGUCUCCUUCCUCCAUGAGAUCUGGAUGGUCUUGAGGAUGAUUUUUUUUCCUAAUUUGGUAAAGAUCUUUGCUUCAGACUGUGAGGAGAAGGCGGAGGCGGGGAGCAUCUGUGUGGCCUCAUUCGACUGGGGCUGCAGCGGGAUCUGCAGGUCGGUGGAGAGGAUGAAGCUCGUUCAUGAGAGGUGUGGUGAAGGGAAUGGAGCGGUCUGGAGCGCCUCUCUCUGA